This is a messenger RNA of Plenodomus lingam JN3, 1344 nucleotides long. RefSeq lists its product as uncharacterized. Lineage: Eukaryota; Fungi; Ascomycota; Dothideomycetes; Pleosporales; Leptosphaeriaceae. The record is from RefSeq and is a predicted model, not a curated record.
AUGAUUUCGACAAGCUGUGAAUAUCAGCAUAACGAACUACUGGUCGGAAUUGCAGUUGGAUUCUGGCCUGGCAUAUAUGCAAAAUACACGGGAGAAGCUAGGUUGCUUGCUGCUAGCCCCACCAGUCACGACUUACGCGGCCGGCCAAUACCGGUAAAGCCAUUCGGGCGAUGGCGCACCUCCCUCGACCACAACAAACUCCUCCAAGCUGUCGCAGCAUCGAUACUCGACAUUUGCAUACCUGAUUUGUUUCAACCUCCUCGCAAGAAGUUGAUGAGAUACUUUGAGACUGACGCAUCAACACAGCCUGGCUGGAUCGCUCCGCUGCUCGCCUCCUGCAAGAUCACGUUCAGCCCCCCCGUGACCAUCUGGCUCCAUGCAUACACUCCUAAUCGGCCAGCAGCCUAUCCAAAUCAGCAGCAGCAGCAACCACCAUACUCUCCGAAUCGACAAGCAUCCUAUCCAAAUCAGCAGCAGCAACAGCGGCAGUCGCCAUACCCGCCGAUCCAGCAAGCGCCAUAUCCUACAAGUAGACAGCCCCCUUACUCGCCAGGUCAACCGAGACCAUAUCCAACCAGCCAGCUUCCAACACCGUACCCGACUGCCGAUACACCCUAUUCGGACAGCGAUUCCAGCGUCGAAGAUCUCGGCCACUCUGAUGACGACCUAGGGCGGCGACGAUUGGAGCAAGUGGAACCAUCAGACUCAGAAGAGUCACCAGAGCCAACAGAGCCAACACAGCCAGCAAAUGUGGUAGAGCCAGCAGAGCCCGCACCAGCGCUCACAUUCGAUGAACGCAGCAGGCUGACAAAGAAACCUGCCUACAAGCCUCGCAAACGUAGCCAUGGCGACCUGCACGACGUCCCACCCGAGGGCAUCGAUCUGUCGCGCGAGCAUGAAGACUCUUUCCAGCCGCGCGACCUCCUGCCUCCACCCGAGCGCGUAUACGACAGCUUUGAUGAGGCCAUUGCCGCGGUGACAACGUUUGGACAGGCUCACGGGGUUUCCUACAACAAGAACAAAUGGUCGCGUAAUAUGCGACAGAGACUGAUGAUGGUCUGCAGUCGCAGUGGCGUACACAAGGACGUACACAAGGAAGGUACCAAGCGCAGAAACAUGGGAUCCAGCGCUUCGAAGAAAUGCGAUUGUCGUAUGCAGUUCUGGAUCCUAGCUAUGGACUAUACCAACCUUGAGGGUCAGUGGAGAGUCAAAUGGGCAAACGACCGGAAAAGUAUCGUCCACAAUCAUCCACCGCAGCGUCCCAAGGUCAGCAAUAAACGAAAAGCACCAAAUGAACCUGCGCCUCCUACACAUCCACGUAUACCGGUUUUCAAGAUCGCUUAG